UCUCACUUUAUUCCUCACCUCAAUUCACAUCUCUGUAAAUUUCAUACAAGUUGAAAGCAACCCCCCUCUUCGGCACAUCUUCUUCUCCGUCUGCUACCCCGUCAUUUGGAUUUCUUCGAACGAAAAAGAAAUCAUACCAAGAUCCAGUCUCAGUUCCAAGAUCCAGCUCCAGUUCGAGUUCCAGUCCAAGUCUUCCUUCACCUCAAGUCAUUCCAAGCAUUUUAGAUGCACACGCAUUUGAAGCAAAUCACUCUACCACAUCUACCAAAAUCUACAUCGUCAACAUAAUCACAUCCGACACUAUACAUACAUACAUACAUACACAAUAUACAACGCAGCGCAACACAACACAAUCAUUCAACAAAUCACUCAACCAUUAACCUUGAUUGAAAUCCAUCCAUCCAUCCAUCCAUCCAUCCAACCAACCGACCAACCAGAAAUCGAAAAAACCCACCUUGGUCAAAAACCAAAAAUCACAUUCCCCCCCAUCCCGUAAACACUCGUUAACUUAUUAUUAUUCACCAAAAUAAGGUCUCAGUCUCAAAACUUAUUAUUCACUCCCGCUCUCCUCCGCUUCGGCCUUACUACAAGUGAACAUAACCCACUUUAUUAAGGCUCACCCACCAUUACCACUUUGUAUAUAUCAUUGACGAAUUCCCCAAAUCCAAACCACUUCCCAAAAAAAGUUUUCGGCAUUUUAAUUCGAAAUUGGCUUUUGACUUCUGUCUUCUCUUCCUCGUUUAUUCUCAAUACUAAAUCGACUCUUCCAAUCGCAUAUCAAGUCUUCCUUUUUAGGUUAUUAGACUGUAUCGAGGGAGUAGGGAAAAUAAAUAAAAAGUCAACAAUCUAAAUUGUAGUUAUUCGCUGCGGCGGCGAUCACAUGCAACGCGCUUCUUCCGCAGUAGAUUUUAACAGUCUACUGAAUCCUCAGUCCACUCAGGAGAGAGAACAUCAAGCUGCUCGACAGAAAUUGGCUUUGAUUCAGCAGCAACAACAACAUCAAAGAGAAGCGGAAAUGGCUGCCAUCAGUAUGAUGCCAGCUAUGGUCGGUGGACACCAUGGAGAUGAUCGUCAAGAUUUGCCUCGACCAUAUAAAUGUCCUUUGUGCGAAAAGGCUUUCCAUCGUCUCGAACAUCAGACUAGACACAUUCGAACUCACACGGGAGAGAAACCUCAUGCUUGUUUAUUUCCAGGCUGCACAAAGCGAUUUUCACGUUCUGAUGAGCUUACCCGACAUUCGAGGAUACAUAACAAUCCAAACUCGAGAAGGAGUAACAAGACACAACAAGCUCCUCAAAUGGGUGUUCCCAUGCAUUCCGAGUCGAUGGCUACCAUGAUGCCACCACCAAACAAGAACAUUACGAGAUCAGCACCACCCUCCGCUAUUGGUAGCCCGAAUGUGUCCCCACCCCACUCGUAUACUUCCUACAGCAGCAAUCACCUUUCGAGUCUCAACCCUUACGGAAGAAGUUUAGGAGGAAGCCCGAAUAAUAGUCAAGCCCCUCUCACAGACAUCAACAUGCUAGCUACUGCGGCGACACAGGUUGAGAGAGACAGUAGCACAACCGCAAAUCAUUACUCGCAAGCACGCCAUCAACCAUACUAUAGCCACAGUAAUCACAACAGCAGAACUCAUCUUCCUUCGCUUCAAGCUUAUGCCAUGACGAGAGCGCAUUCCCAUGAAGAGGAUGAUCAUUAUGCUCAUCGUCACGCGAAACGUUCUCGACCCAAUUCACCAAUGUCGACAGCACCAUCUUCACCCACAUUCUCUCACGAUUCCCUUUCUCCAACUCCUGAUCAUACUCCGCUCGCUACUCCUGCGCAUUCGCCUCGUUUAAGACCUUAUGGUGGUGGAUAUGAUUUGCCGGGUAUUAGAAAUCUGUCUCUUCAUCAUACUCCUGCUCUUGCACCAAUGGAACCUCAACAUCUUGAUGGUCAAUAUCAUGCUACCACCACCACCAACCCAACGACUACAAGUGCUCCAAGAAUGGGUCUUACCAUUUCUGACAUCAUGUCAAGAACGGAUGGUAGCACGAGAAAAUUACCAGUUCCUCAAGCUCCGGUGGCUGUACAAGAUCUUUCAAGUCCUGGUGAAAUUGGUUUUAAUACAAGUGGUCAAAGUAGUACCACUGGUAGCGUCGCUGGAAAUGAUCUCGCUGAUCGUAUGAUCUGAGGAUGAUACCCUAGCAUUGUCUUCAACUUCUUUUUUUCUGGAACAUUGAUUGCACGACUUUCAAUGUUUCAGUAAAUCAAAUGGUAAUAUUGAUAUUUCAGGUGGUUAAACUUUCACCAAUACAUUGGUUAUGAAACUUCCAUGGACAUUUCUUCAUUACGAAAUGACACGUGUCAAACAAAUAAUUACUACGAUUAAUAUCACCUCAUCGAGCCUAUUGUCAAACACCACUCAUGACCUCAUCAGAGUCAGUAUCUCGACUCCUCACUCAACAUUUUAUUUGGUUCAUUGAUUUGUUUAUCUUUGCGGCAUGGAACGGGGUUUUGAUUGUAUAUUUAGAGCGGCAUGUUCAAACUAUAGACUACUUUUUUUUUUUCUUUUUGAAUCAAAUCGAUUCUCCUGAUUAGGAGCAUCCCACGGCUGGCACACUUCCUUUUACUUGUUUUCAUUAGCUUUUUUUGUUUUUGUUUUCACCACGGAGCGAGGGGUUUGGGAUGCAUCAUUGGCAUUCUGGGAAAUCACACAUCCUGAAAGUGGAUUUAUAGACAUGGGAAAUGGGGAGGAUAGGGAUGGGGAUAGGAUGGGGCAAUUCGAGGAUGAAAAGACAGAUUAUCUCGUCGUGGUUGGGGAUGUGAUGGAAACAGAGAAGAGCAGAGUAGCGCUAUCAAAUGAAAGGGGAGGGAAGGGUGGAAGGUAUUGCUUAGCUUAGGUACUUAGCUAGAAUUGGUUGAUAGUAACAACAACCGAAUA
Messenger RNA from Sclerotinia trifoliorum, 2923 nucleotides. Lineage: Eukaryota; Fungi; Ascomycota; Leotiomycetes; Helotiales; Sclerotiniaceae. The record is from the annotation of a GenBank genome assembly.